UGAUUAAACUUUAUUGUGGAAAAAUCAUAACAGAUACAAAUUCUAAUCCAAAGAAGAGUAUUUUUAUACGUUUUAAAAUGAGUCUGGGGAGAUUUUUAACAAUUACACGAGACAACUGAAUCUCAGUGACUGAACUUUAAUUUAAAAAACAAAAAAUGAGUUGCACUUCUUUAAAAUCAGACAUUUAAAAGUUAUUAUUGUUGUUGUUGUUCCUAUUAUUAUGUUGGCACUUGUUUUCAUUUUAACUUUUCAACGUUCUCCGCGUGAGGUCCGAAGUUUGAUCUCCUAGCGGAAUUUAUUCCCUGGCGACCACGAAGCCCCACUUGACGUGAUGACGGCGCCCACUCCUGUCACGUCACAGCACGUAUGGCCGAAGACACGCACGGGCCCCAGUCCGGACUGCUAUCUUCGGAUUAAACAGCGUCCCUGUGUUUUGUUUUGCUUUAUUUUAGUUUUCAUCGUCCACUUCCGCUUUCGCUCUGAGAGUUUAGGUUUGUUCCUAUAGCCGCGCGCCACCAUCCGCUCCUGCGCUGUUGUUGUUUUCAACAGCAGUCGCGCGCUGUGGCUCGUGCCGUCGUCUUCAGGCUUGUUCCCAGAGUUGGCUCGCCGCGCGCAUGCAGCAGAAUGGCUCGAGCGGUUCCAACGGUUCCGACGGCUGCAACAGGGACCGCCAGUCCCUGUCCUUCAGCCCGCUGCCUGCCGCCACCACGCGGGUAAGGAGGUUCAUUCAGGAGAGACGGACGCUGCCUCUGCCCAGAGUGAUGGUGGUGUUCUCGGCCGCAGGUGACACCACCGAGAAACCGGGCGAUGCCAUGUCCAGCUCGGACCCUACGGAGGACGACAUCCGAAAGCCGGCCUCGCCAGCACCGAGCCUCACCCUGAGCAAGCCGCUCAGCCGCUCGUCGCUGGGCGCGCAGGAGCAGGAGUUUCCAGAGGUCAUCUCUCUGAAUGUCGGGGGCACGUACUUCACCACCCGCCUGUCCACGCUGCGGCGAUUCGAGGACACCAUGCUGGCCGCCAUGUUCAGCGGGCGUCAUUACAUCCCACGCGAUGCUGAGGGACGCUACUUCAUCGAUCGGGAUGGUGCAUAUUUUGGGGACAUCCUGAACUUCCUGCGAGAAGGCGAGCUCCCUCACAGGGAUCGAGUGCGAGCCGUGCACAGAGAGGCUCAGUAUUACGCCAUCGGCCCGCUGCUGGACAGCCUGGAGGACACUCAGCCGCUCACCGGGGAGAAAGUUCGACAAGCUUUCCUCGACCUGCUGCCCUACUACAAAGAGAAUCUGGAGCGUAUUGUGGAGAUCGCCAAACUGAGGGCCAUGCAGAAAAAGGCUCGGUUUGCCAAGCUGAAGAUCUGCGUGUACAAGGAGGAGAUGCCCAUCACGCCGUACGAGCGUCCUCUGUUCAACUCCCUGCGAUUCGAGCGCUCGGACAGUGAGGCCAAGCUCUUUGAGCAUCACUGCGAGGUGGACGUUUCCUUCGGACCCUGGGAGGCGGUGGCAGACGUUUACGACCUGCUGCACUGCAUCGUGAGCGACCUGGCUGAGCGCGGCAUCGCGGCCGAGCAGCAGUGCAUCGGCGUCUGUGACAAGCACCUGAUCAACCAUUACUACUGCAAGAGGCCCAUCUAUGAGUUUAAGAUCACGUGGUGGUGAAGCUGCAGGGACCAACAAGCAAAAGGGUGGAUGUUCCAUUCUGUCUGUAACUCGGCCGAUAUUGGCUUUUGUUGCCAAUAUUUUGUGCUAAUGUCCUAAAAUGUGACCCUUUAAACCACACUCAUCGGUUAUGUUGCCCCAGAAUAUUUUUCUUCUCAGCCCUGACAAAAAGAAAAACACCUUCUGGUGAAACACAAACAUUAGCUCUCCCUGUUAUUCUCUCUUUGUGGACCUCGGGUGGUGUGCGCUUCUCACCUGGAUGCAGAGGUGCACAGGUGUACUCCAGGGCCCCUGCCAUCACAGCUGGGUGUGGUCACAGGUGACCACAGAGAGGACGGAGAAUCACUGCUCUUCACUUAAAGCUCUGUUAAAGGACUCCAGCACUUCAGCAUCUUUACACUUUGUGUCCAGCUGUUCAGUCACUGUGUGUGUGUCACAGCUGGAACUGGAGGCCUGCUGCCUCUGCACUCAGCUCAGUUUGAUUCAAACUGGUGCAUCUUUACGAGGGAAUCCGGCGAUUAAAAGGGCGUGAGUGAAACGUUUCACAUCCGAUGGAGGAGAUUGGGUUUUAAUGGACAGAGCUGCUGCACAGGCCGCUGAGAGUGAGGUUGUGUAAACGUUUGCCAAACCGCAGCCAAAAUGAACAGAAAAGCGACGACAUUAGAUUCUUAUGUGUGUGGUAACAACAGCAGAAGUGAAGAAGAGUCACAGGUUAGUGAAGUGGCUCAGUAUUAUCAGUUAGUAAGCUUUGAUAGCACUGAUGGUAAUGAGCCAGCAGUCAGACCACACAGGCGAUGUAGCCAAACUCUGCUGCAUAUUUCGCUUAUGCACUCAGCGUUUCAUUUGUAAGAGAAAGGAUGUGGCUUUUCCUCCUCCAAAAGUUACAAAGUCUUGCUUUAAUGCACGUAACUUGACCCGAAGUGUCUUGUUAGGUUUCAGAUCCAUUUUCUUCCAAUUUGAAUUUAAAACUACAGUGAGUGAAAAUGAAAAUAUGCAAAUAAAUAAAAAGUCUGAGAAGAUUGAAGCUUCACAGAUGGGCGACAAGAUCAUAUAUCUCAUUUAAAAGCCAGUUCUGCCCACGGUUUGUGUUUAUCCUAAAUGGAUUGUUAUUUGUUUUCCACAUUACCUGCUUUAUCAGUCUCACUGAUCUGAACUGACACGUGAUUGAGUUCAGUCUCAAUUCUUAGCACAUUCAAAGAAACCACCUUGUAGUAAAUAUUGAAUAUUGUAAGUAAGUAAUUUUUUUGGCCUAAGUUUUGUUUCGGGAUUCAGAUUAACUGUGAGCGUGUUCUUUUGGGUAAACGGAGUAUAUUUAACUGAAGCAACCUGAUGAGAAACGCCGACUGCUUUGUUCUCUAACCGCCAGGCGUCUCGGCUGCAGGGACGGAAAGCAAACUUAUUUAAUGUCAGCUUCCAUUCCAGCGUGUUUAACAUUAACCCCCUGACGCUUCGGUACAGUCAAAGGUAACUUACACGUUAAUUCCUACUGUACUUGAUGAUAAAGUCUGAGCACCUUGUGAUUGUAAUCACUACAUUUUUUACCUCAUGUUAAAGCAUCUGACACAUUGUAGUUAUUAACAGCUCUGGCAUAAGUUCUUCAUCUUCACUAAGAAAUCCAACAGGCUUAUUGUGUUGUACUUUUACACUAACAAAUGUCACAGGAGAGAUGCUCCAUCUGCACUGUUCUGAAUGGUUUUAUAUUGUAAUUUAUUUGUUUUAGCUUCUAGGAAGCUGUAGUUGUAUAUUUGGGUUUGUUUGUAGUGGAAAAUAAAAUGUGACAUUUUUGUUAUUUAAGGUUAAAUUAAAAACAAACGCUUUCACAAC
Messenger RNA from Scatophagus argus, 3476 nucleotides. RefSeq names its product potassium channel tetramerization domain containing 7 (gene kctd7). Bases 615 to 1652 code for a protein of 345 amino acids. Gene Ontology annotation, molecular function: protein binding. The record is from RefSeq and is a predicted model, not a curated record. The transcript has 4 exons. NCBI's taxonomy places the organism in Eukaryota, Metazoa, Chordata, Actinopteri, Scatophagidae. Gene Ontology annotation, biological process: protein homooligomerization.